This is a messenger RNA of Dermatophagoides farinae (American house dust mite), 1165 nucleotides long. RefSeq names its product mitochondrial S-adenosylmethionine carrier protein. The record is from RefSeq and is a predicted model, not a curated record. Lineage: Eukaryota; Metazoa; Arthropoda; Arachnida; Sarcoptiformes; Pyroglyphidae.
CCUGUUAUAUAUGAACGGAAUAUGAUUCACGUGUUUUUUAUUUAGCAUUAUUUUGAUUUUUUUUUGAAUUUUUGUUUAUGAUUUUCUGAAAUUUUGAAUCAUGUCACAAAACGAAAUUCUAAAUCAACCAUCAUCAUCAUCGUAUCCAUAUUUUCAGCGAUUCAUUAAUCCUCUUCUGUCUGGUGCCUGUGCAGGUCUUGCUGUCGAUGUAACAUUGUUCCCAAUCGAUACGAUCAAAACACGUUUACAAAGUGCCAAUGGAUUCUGGAAAUCUGGUGGUUUCACAAGAAUUUAUUCCGGUAUCGGUUCAACUGUUUCUGGCUCAGCACCCGGAGCCGCUUUAUUUUUCAUCACAUAUGAAUCGGGCAAAUAUCUUUUAAGUGGGCAACAAUGUUUACAUUUAGAUUCACGUUACAAUAGCGUUGCAUAUAUGAUUUCAGCAUCGAUGGGUGAAAUUGUAGCAUGCUUGGUGAGAGUUCCCGUAGAAGUUGUAAAACAACGAGCUCAAGCAUUUCAUAUGAAUAGUGUUCAAGUUUUACAGCAAACAUUAAGACAAUCUGGUUGGCCUGGUCUUUACCGGGGUUAUGCCAGUACGAUUAUGCGUGAAAUUCCUUUUUCAAUGAUUCAAUUUUCACUUUGGGAACAUACAAAACAGGCAUGGGCCAAUUGGCAACAAACUUCCACCACCACCACUACUACGGCUGUUGAACCAUAUCAGGCAAUGAUUUGUGGUUCAUUUUCCGGUGCAAUAGCUGCUUUUCUAACAACACCAUUAGAUGUGGCUAAAACGCAGAUAAUGUUACAGGAUUUUGGUGGCUCAUCUCGUUCCAUCGACAACAAUAAUAAAUCCGUACCAAUAAGAUAUUUUUAUACUAUACGAUCAAUAUUCAAACAUAAAGGAUUGCAAGGAUUAUGGGCCGGUGCUUUGCCACGUGUUGUUUGGAUUUCGAUUGGUGGUGCAAUAUUUCUCGGUGGUUAUGAAUGGGUUCAUACAUCAUUGGAGAAAUGUUUUAUUCAAUGAUAGUGGACAAAAAAAAGGAACAAUUUUUAUACAAACAUGAAUAGAGAGAAUAAAUGCCAUAUCAAAUUCUGUGAUCUCGUAUUGUUUUUUGUAGACAAAAAUUUACAAAUAUAGUCAAAUUAAAAUUCAUCAUUCAUAAAAUUC